This is a messenger RNA of Trachemys scripta elegans, 1985 nucleotides long. RefSeq names its product F-box only protein 17-like. The transcript has 5 exons. The coding region runs from base 77 to 1534 and encodes 485 amino acids. Gene Ontology annotation, biological process: SCF-dependent proteasomal ubiquitin-dependent protein catabolic process; glycoprotein catabolic process. Lineage: Eukaryota; Metazoa; Chordata; Testudines; Emydidae. Gene Ontology annotation, molecular function: ubiquitin protein ligase activity; protein binding. The record is from RefSeq and is a predicted model, not a curated record. Gene Ontology annotation, cellular component: SCF ubiquitin ligase complex; cytoplasm.
GGUGCCACAAGGACUCCUGUUCUUCUUUUUGCGGAAGCAGGGUUUGUUUGCGUCGCUACGCCGGGCUCCCGCAGACAUGCAGCAGCAGGAGAGCAAACAGCAGUUGAUGGACCCGGAGAGGCAGUUGUUGGAGCAGCAGCAGGAGAGCAAACAGCAGUUGUUGGAGCAGCAGCAGGAGAGCAGGGAGCAGUUGGAGCUGCGGGAGCGGCAGUUGAUGGAGCGGGAGCGGCAGUUGUUGGAGCAGCAGCAGGAGAGCAGGGAGCAGUUGGAGCUGCGGGAGCGGCAGUUGAUGGACCGGGAGAGGCAGUUGUUGGAGCAGCAGCAGGAGAGCAGGGAGCAGUUGGAGCUCCGGGAGCAGCAGUUGAUGGAGCAGGAGGGGCAGUUGUUGGAGCAGCAGCAGGAGAGCAGGGAGCAGUUGGAGUUGCGGGAGCGGCAGUUGAUGGAGCGGGAGAGGCAGUUGUUGGCACAGCAGCAGGAGAGCAGACGGCAGUUGAUGGAGCGGGAGAGGCAGUUGAUGCAGCAGCAAGAGAGCAGGCGGCAGUUGGAGCGCCAGUUGCAGCAGCAGGAGAGAAGGCGGCAGUUGGAGCGGCAGUUUGAACAGCAGCAGGAGAGCAGGUGGCAGUUGAAGCGGCAGCGGCUGUGGGAGCAGCAGCAGGAGAGCAGGCGGCAGUUGGAGCGGCAGGUCGGGCUCCUGUUUUUCGGGGCAAGGCCGGAGAGGGCGCGGCUCUCGGCACUCCCGUUUUCCCCGGACAGGCCACAGUCGGCGCCUCCGUCUCUCCCGGCCCCACUGGACCUGAACCCGCUCCCGGACGAGCUCCUGGCGCAGAUCCUGAGCUGGGUCCCGGGCCGCGCCCUGGUGACCCGCUGCCGGCUGGUGUGUCGCCGCUGGCGGGACCUCAUCGACGGGCCCACGGUCUGGCGGCUGCAGGGCGAGAGGCGCCCGGGCUUGGGGGCCAUCCUAGCGGCCGCCCGCCUCUGCCCCUCACCGCAGUGGAGCCGGAUCGGCCUCCUGGAGCCCUUCGGCCGCAACCUGGUCCGGAACCCCUGCGGGCAGGAUCAGUUCUCUCACUGGCAGGUGGAGCAUGGGGGCGAUGGCUGGAAGGUGGAAGAGAACCGCUGCCCGGUCGAGGGCGCCCCGGCCCAGACCUGCUUUGUCUCAUCCUAUCACUGGUGCGUCAAAUCGCAGCUCAUAGAUCUUCUAGAGGAGGGGUUGUGGGAAGAACUGCUGGAUACCUACCAACCGGAAAUCUACAUCUCCGAUUGGUGGGGCACCCGGUGUGGCUGUGAAUACUCCAUCUGCGUCAAGCUCCUGGCUGCCAACAGAAGUACUGUAAUCGCUGAAUUCCAGGCCAGCCCCGAUGGUUUACAACAGUCAAAUGACUCACAGUAUCACCAGGUGUCCUACCGGUUCAGGCAGUACGGGCGCGGCGUCCGGUAUGUGCAUUUCCUCCACAGAGGGAAGGACACUCAUUUCAGGCUUGGACGCUACGGCGCACAGAUCACCAACUCCACAGUCAUGGUGAAGCUCAACUGAGAGCCAGGAGUGGGUCUCCACGAAUCUCUCACGCGAGCCGGAAUGAUGAUCCCCAUUUGCCUCUGCGAGCUCCUCUCCCGUCCGAGAACAAAUCAGGGGGAUGCGUCUCAUUGAAAUUAAUACGCCCCUUUGCCUGAGGAGCGUCUUCGGUCCGUUCUUUCUGGCCAGCCUCGUUCUGCGCAGGACCAAAGAGCACCGGGGUGAAUCUUUAGGUUCCUAGUGCCUGACUUCGGUCAGUGUGACCCUGCCCCUGCACGGCAGAAGCAACAAGUCUUUAAAGAUGGAAACAACUGGGCUUGUGCCUCUAUUUGGGAUUGUGUCAUCAGGGCAUGAAAGGGUUAAAAAUAGUUGUUUGGGGUGGGUUUUUUUAACCACCACAAUGAGGAUGUGAUGGGUUGGAUCACAGAAACCCCCCUGGGGCUGCCAACUGAUGUGCCGAGACUACUUCUGC